UUUUUUUUUUUAUCUAUUUUUUUAUCUGCAUUUUUUUAAACCGUCUUCUUUUUCUUCCCCUCUGCGCCGCUUUGUUUAUCUCUUGCUAGAAACUCGACAUCCAUUCGAACCGUUCCAAACGCCAUCCUUUAAUAAAGACGAGACGAGUCACCAGCGCGCCACGACAUAUUUCUUAUUUGCUAUUGCACAUCAUCAAACCAACGAUUUGGUCAUUGCUUUUCACCGGCCACCACCGGCCCCGCAGUCAUCAAACAUCGAGCUCGCCGAUAGCCAACAUAACAGCUUUACCAAACCCGUUGUAUCGCGUUAAAACUUCCAUAUAGCAGCUUGUCAGGAUGGGAACAUACACGUUCAAGUGGCCCAACGCUGGCGAGAGCGUCUUUGUGACAGGCACCUUUGACGAGUGGAAAAAGACGGUCCAGUUGGACAAGGUUGGCGACAAUUUCGAAAAGACCGUGACGCUCCCCGAGACCACUGAAAAGAUUUAUUACAAGUUUGUUGUCGACGGCCAGUGGACUGUCAACCAGGCUGCUCCGAAAGAAAACGACGCAAGCGGCAUCGAGAACAACGUACUCACCCCCGAAGACAUCAUCAAGAGCGCACCAGCAGAGGCCGCCAUCAUCAACUCCGUCGCCCCUGAAGCCACUACCGUUGCCUUGGCCGCCGACGCUCCUUUGGAAAAGAAGGAGGACAAAGCACCCGCAGCCGAAACAGAAGGAGAAAUGUCCAAGGAUUCCAAGGACUCGCCUGUUCCAGGCGCUUUCCCCGAGACACCAGCAGCAGAGUUGGAGAAGGAGGUCAAGAUUAGCCCGCUCCCUGCUUCUGACGGCGCCGUAAACCCCAUCAAGCUUGCACCUGGUGAGAAGAUUCCCGAAGAGUUCAAGACCGCCGAUAUCAACGCAAAUGUCAAGCUUGAUCCCGAGUCAUACGAGAAGGCCGACACCCUCCCCGGCGUCUCUACUACUCUGCCUCCUGUCAGCAGCACCAUGAUUCCCGAGUCGAGCUUGCCUGUCGCCGCCGCAAACGAUGUCACCGUCAGCUCGGUUGGCCCCGAGUCAACAACCGUUGCUUUGGCUGCCGAGGUGCCCCUGGAGCCCAAGGCCCCCGCAAUCGUCAAGGAGAGCCAGGAGAAGGCUGGUGUCGACCCUGAGGCCAGCGCCGUCAGCGAAGAGAUCAAGGAGAAGAAUGAGGUUGAGGCUGAGCUUCUGAGCAAGGUGCCUGAGGCCCCUGCGACCUCUGAGGGUACCGCCGGCAAGGGUACCGAGAAGUCUGAGAAUGACAAGACCCUCGCUGAGACUGCGGCUGCUACCGCUGCUGGUGUUUUGAGUGCUGCCGUCGCUGCCAAGGACAGCGCGGUUGACCAGGCAACCGCCGCCGCUGCACAGCUGCCCGACUCGGUCAAGCAAAGCCUCCCUGCCUCUGUGCAGAGCGCAAUUGCGCCGGCUGCUCAGGAGAGCGUGCGACAGGAAGUUUCACCCGAGGUCCCUGCCGAGGUCAAGGAGUCCAUCAAGGAGGCCGGUGAAAGCCCGGAGGCGGCGGCCAACACGGCGGCUGUUGAGGAGAAGAAGAAGAUUGAGGCCGAGCUUCUGAAGGAGGUUGCACCUGCCCCUGCCGUUGGGGAAGAGUCGAAGAAGGUCGAGGAGAAGGCAGCUGAGACGACAGACAAGGCUGAAGAGGCCAAGCCUGCGACCAACGGCUCUUCGGAGCCAACUACCAAGGUCGUCAAGGAGCCUGAACCCACAGCAACCAAGGCGCCUGAGACGCCGACCAAGAAGACCGAGACUCCGAGCACGGCCGCCUCUGGGGACAGCCCGGCGACAGCCGAGAAGAAGAAGAAGAACCGGUUCAGCACCAUCAUUAGCAAGGUCAAGAGCAAGCUGUCCAGCAAGGAUUCCAAGUAAUCAAGCAACUUGAAAAAAAAACAAAGGUAGAAACAGGGUGGUGGUAAUUUGGCAACACUUGCACGUCAGGCGCAUGCGCGAAAUGUUUAAUACGUUGGAUUGUAUAGACGGGAUUGGGUGGUUGUGGCCAUGCGCAGUAUACCUUUUUCAUCGACUUGAUCCUCACGCCUCUUGCUUGGGUCUUACUUUUUUUCUUUGCUUUUUCACAUGUUGUUUUGCUCUUUUUUUUCAUGUUUUCUGCUUGUUUUCAUUUGGUCAUGAUAUCCCACUGUUACGCGUCUAAUUGAGACUGUUGUGAGGCUAUACAAACUUGCGAGCUCAUGUAGUUUUGCUGAGACUUGUCUAGACUCGCGAACAAGCAUCUGUGUACCAUAGAGUCAUCGUCACUCGCUGCUAUACUUGUUAGUCAGAAACAAUCCGUUUCUAGCAUUGCCUGAUUGAAUACUGUCGCCAUCCAUUGAGGGUGUAUAUGGGUCAAAGUAGAUUCUACUGUUGAGAACAGUCACA
Messenger RNA from Pyricularia oryzae 70-15, 2408 nucleotides. RefSeq lists its product as uncharacterized. Gene Ontology annotation, molecular function: protein kinase binding. Bases 336 to 1901 code for a protein of 521 amino acids. The record is from RefSeq and is a predicted model, not a curated record. Gene Ontology annotation, biological process: signal transduction. Gene Ontology annotation, cellular component: nucleotide-activated protein kinase complex; cytoplasm; nucleus. Lineage: Eukaryota; Fungi; Ascomycota; Sordariomycetes; Magnaporthales; Pyriculariaceae. The transcript is spliced from 3 exons.